AUGGCCUCACUAGCAGAGACAUUAUGGUCCCAAACCGUACCCCUUCACAUCACCCACCCCUCACAGCCCAACAACCCCUUCAUCACGAACCUGCCCCGCUUCAGCUAUCUCGCCCUCCUGCUGCCCCGCCUCUCCGCCUUCUUCCACGACGCCGACGCCGACACGCCCAUCUCGAGCUUCCACCACGAAGACCUCCUGCUCCGGAACCUGCCCCUCGGUCUCCUCGUAGACCUCUACUCGCCGCCGCUCCCCUGGCGCCUCACCGUCGGCGACGGACCGAGCUGGGACAUGGCCGACACGUUCCUCAACGGCGUCAAGGAGGCCGAUUUCACCCGCUACGGCACCGCCAAGCGGAUCAUGUCCCUCUCCAAAGCAGACACCUCGACCCUCUGGCACGCCGUCCAGGACAACGACCACGCCGCCUUCGCCCGCAUCAGCGCGCACCUCCUCGACGCCCCGACGCCGCUGAGGAACAUACCCCUGCGCCUCUACAUCCCCUCGACCGCGGGCGCCUUCCGCGUCCUGCAGGCCCCCGUGCCCCCGCGCCACCCCGCGACGCCGCGCCAGCCCCAGCGCCUCGGCCACGUCCUGCGCGCGCUGCUGCCCGCCCUCUUCCCGAGCAGCCGCGACCCCGUCCUCGCCGCCGUCGUCCUGCACGGCGCGCAC
Molecule: messenger RNA, 666 nt
Organism: Verticillium nonalfalfae
Lineage: Eukaryota; Fungi; Ascomycota; Sordariomycetes; Glomerellales; Plectosphaerellaceae
Gene: ATG5
Product: autophagy protein 5
Exons: 2
Biological process (GO): cellular response to nitrogen starvation; autophagosome assembly; nucleophagy
Cellular component (GO): Atg12-Atg5-Atg16 complex; cytoplasm; phagophore assembly site membrane
Source: RefSeq, a predicted model, not a curated record